AUGGCUUCAGGUAUCCAGACAAGUCCAUCCCCAUCGUUGUGGCAAGCAACCAACGGCCAUGACCAUAACCACAACCACAGCCGUGGAAACGGGUCAUCUCCACCAGAUGAGGACAAGAGCAUGCCGAUUGCCGUCGUGGGAAUGAGUUUCCGCGGGCCGGCCGAUGCGACCAGCGUCCAGAAUCUGUGGAAGAUGAUCUGUGAAGGUCGAGAGGGCUGGAGUGAGAUUCCUAAGGAGAGAUGGAACAAUGAGGCGUUUUAUCAUCCGGAUAAUACGAGACAUGGGACGAUCAAUGUGAAGGGUGGCCAUUUUUUCUCCGAGGACCUAGCACGCUUCGAUGCGCCUUUCUUUAAUAUGACCGGUACAGAAGCAGCGGCUCUGGAUCCGCAGCAACGUUUACUGCUCGAAGGAACCUUUGAGGCAUUCGAGAAUGGCGGAAUCCCUCUUGACCGUGUCAUGGGCAGUAAGACCUCGUGCUUCGUUGGCUCUUUCUGCGGUGACUACACCGACAUGCUUCUGCGCGAUCCAGACACAGUUCCCAUGCAUCAGUGCACGAAUGCCGGCCAGUCUCGCGCAAUCACGGCAAAUCGUGUAUCGUACUUCUUCGACCUCAAGGGUCCCAGUGUAACCGUCGAUACAGCCUGUUCGGGCAGCCUGGUGGCUCUUCAUCUUGCAUGUCAGAGUCUCCGGACUGGGGAUGCGAAAAUGGCUGUUGCAGCGGGUGUUAAUACGAUCCUGAGUCACGAGUUUAUGAGUACCAUGAGCAUGAUGAGAUUCCUCUCCCCCGACGGACGCUGUUAUACCUUUGACGAGCGAGCUAAUGGCUACGCCCGUGGCGAGGGAGUUGGAUGUCUUAUUCUCAAGCCCUUGAGAGAUGCUCUCAACGAUAACGACACAAUCCGCGCCGUCAUCCGUGGAUCCGGGUCCAACCAGGAUGGAAAGACGUCCGGUAUCACUCUUCCGAGUGGUACGGCCCAAGAAGAACUGGCACGAAGUGUCUAUGCUGCUGCCGGCCUUAGUCCCCUGGAGACAGAAUACGUCGAAUGCCAUGGAACCGGUACUCAGGCUGGUGAUCCACAAGAAACCGGGGCUCUUUCGAGAGUAUUCGCAGGCCCGGCUCGCCCACCAGAUCGUCCGCUGCGGAUUGGGUCAAUCAAGACAAAUGUAGGGCAUCUGGAGGGAGCCAGUGGGAUUGCGGGCGUCAUCAAGUCCGUUUUGAUGCUGGAAAACCGCAUGUUUGUGCCAAAUCGAAACUUUGAAAAGCUCAACCCGCGCAUUCCUUUGGAACGGUGGAAGCUAAAGGUGCAAUUGGAUGUUGAGCCCUGGGAGACUCACGGACCGCAUCGUAUCUCCGUCAAUAGCUUCGGAUACGGUGGAAGUAAUGCACAUGUCAUCCUUGAGGAUACGAGGGGAUAUAUCUCUUCUCACCACCUGGAUGCGUUUCACAGGCUUGUACCGCGUGCCUCGAAGUUAUUGCAUCCUAGCAAUGGCAACUUUCCUCUCGAGGUGAACACAAGGGCCAACGGCAAUGGUACUGCCAACGGUAGCACGGCGCUGUCGCAUCAAGCUGCGCGGACCCGAUUAUUCACACUAGCCAGUUUUGAUGAGUCUUCCGGAAAGAUCCAAGCAGAGAGAUUGAAGCAAUACCUGUUGGACCACGCCGACGAAGCAGACGACCAGUUCUUAACCGACCUAGCCUUCACCCUGAAUAACAGAAGAACCGCCUUUAUGUGGAAGGCAGCCAUCCCGGGAAAGUCUGCCACAGACCUCGCAGAUAAUCUGGCAAAGGGGGUGACCUUUUCUCGAUCUACAAAGAAGCCAACUAUGGGGUUUGUCUUCACUGGCCAGGGCGCUCAGUGGUGUGGAAUGGGGAAAGAGUUAUUGGAUUCUUACCCUGUUUUCCGGGAAUCAAUCGACAGGAUAGGCGCAUAUUUGAAGUCACUUGGGGCGCCUUUUGAUGUCAAAGGCAAGUAUUUUCUCUUUUUGGUUUCGUGGGUUGAUUCGAACUCCGGUGGAUAUGCACUAACUUGUUUCGCAGAGGAAAUCACCAGAGACCCAAAAGGCUCUCAAAUAAAUGAAGCACUAUACAGUCAGCCAAUGUGUUCGGCCGUUCAGAUUGCCAUUGUCGACCUGCUUAGCUCCUGGGGCAUUCGACCUGCUUCGGUGACCGGACAUUCAAGUGGUGAAAUCGCCGCUGCAUACACAGCGGGUACCCUAACCAUGGAAGAUGCAAUGGCAGUCGCUUACUACCGUGGUGUUGCAUCAAGCCACAUGCGAAAUAUGUCUCAAGUCAAGGGCUCCAUGAUGGCUGUCGGACUAUCCAAAGAAGAUGCAGAGACCUACCUGGCCUCAGUGAAGACGGGGAGAGCCAUCGUGGCCUGCGUCAACAGCCCAUCCAGCGUCACGAUCUCAGGGGAUGCAACAGCCAUCGACGAGCUAAAGGACAUCCUUGAUGAGAAAAAGUUAUUUGCACGGAAACUCGCUGUGGAGGUCGCAUAUCAUUCUCAUCAUAUGGAGUUUGUUGCGGACGAGUACCGAGCACUUAUCUCCGGAAUCAGCCCAAAGAGUAAUGAUAAUGAACCAGCAGACGAGACGACAGACACAGUCGAGUUCUUUUCCUCCGUCACUGGGGCAAAAGCAGUGCCAUCAGAUUUGGGACCUGAGUACUGGGUUCAGAACAUGUUGGGCCAAGUCAAGUUCUCAGACUCGGUUCGCCGUCUCUGCCUCGAGACAACAGACCCAUCCGUACGUGCAAAGGGUGCGAAUAAGAAAGCCCGCAGGCGAGCUGGCGCAGCGUCCAAGGCCAGCGUGAACCAGAUCGUCGAGAUCGGUCCUCAUUCAGCGUUGGCUGGGCCCAUCCGGCAGAUUCUCAAGGCAGACCAAACCCUCAACUCUGCCUCCAUUGCAUACUCAAGUGCCUUGAUCCGCAAGGCUGAUGCAGUUGUGACAGUGCUCCAACUCGCUGGGACUUUACUCACUGCAGGCUGGCCCGUCGACCUCACUGCAGUAAACUCGCCCGAUGGAGUCACUAAGGAGUACGAGGUGCAAACGCUCGUUGACCUCCCUCCAUAUCCUUGGAAUCACACUAACACAUACUGGGCCGAGCCACGAUUGAGCAAAGUCUAUCGCAAUAGAAAAUUCCCUCGCACAGAUCUGUUGGGCGUCCUUGAUAGCCACUCGAGCGUACUUGAGCCGCGUUGGCGGAAUCAUAUUCGCACCGCCGAGAUUCCUUGGGUCAAGGACCACAAGAUCCAGUCGAAUAUUGUGUAUCCGGCAGCAGGAUAUGUUGUCAUGGCCAUCGAGGCAGCAUGGCAAUGGGCAUCAGAACAUGUCCCCGACAAGACUAUCACCGGGUAUUCAUUGCGCGAAGUCAAUAUCGACGCUGCUCUAGUUCUCAAUGAGCAGACUGCCACUGAAAUCAUGGUCUCCUUGAGACCACACAGAACGAGUGCACGCCGGACAUCUAAGCUAUGGCGGGAAUUCUCUGUUGCAUCGGUGACCGAAGAGAAUAAAUGGACGGAACACGCCAGCGGUCUCAUUCAGGCUCACUACGAUUCUGGCCUGCCCUAUGAUCCGUACACAGAUCCCAGGCAAUUGCAGAAAGCAAUGGUCGAAGCUGACAAGCGGUGCAUGACCGAAGUAAACGCGAAGGAGUUUUACGCCCAUCUAACCGAGUUAGGGCUCGAAUACGGCGACACCUUCGCCAACAUGACUGCAGCUCGUUCUGUGCAGGAUCAAUGCAUUGCAGAGAUUACAAUCCCCGAUACUGCAGCGACCAUGCCAUUGAACUUCGAGUAUCCCUUUAUUAUUCACCCCAGCACGCUGGAUAGUAUGUUCCAUCCCAUCUUCGUGGCGCUCUCUGCAGAGCGAGGGUUGAUUCAGGGCCCGGCCGUCCCGGUUUCCAUCGAAGAGAUGUUCGUAUCGCAAGCGUUGACCUCAAAGCCUGGUCAUAAGCUCGAUGUGUAUGCCUUCACGGAAAAGAAAGACGAUAACAACCUCGCCGCCUCUAUCUUUGCCGUCGACAAGCAGGGUAGUCGGCAGGUGAGUGGGAUUGAGGGCGUUGGCUUGUCCAUUAAAGGGAUGACCUGUAGAGUGCUUCCUCGAGAUACCGGGGAUGGAACAGAGGAUGAGAGACUCCGCGUUGCCUAUAAUAUCAAAUGGAUAGCCGAUCCCGAUCUGCUCACUCCCGCUGAGUUAUACAACCUCUGCGCCACUUCCACUCCGCUACCUGACGAAGAGCUGAAGAAGUUCCAGCUCUACCAUGACUGUGCAUCGGUAUACAUUGCCGAAGCUCUUGCUCCUGGUUCCAUCGAAAACGGCGAUGUAGCGAAUGGCAAGCCUCACCUCCAAAGGCUACGGGCAUUCCUGGAUGCCCAAGACAGCGCAAGAACGACGGUGGAUGCUCAUUCUGCGCAUAGUAAAGCUUUGCUUGUUAGUAACACAAAGGCAUCAGGCCCUGAAGGUGAGCUGGUGGCCGAGAUUGCUCAACAAUUGCCAGCCAUAUGCAGAAAAGAUAUCCAUCCCGAGGCAUUGACGACUGCCUGCAGCCGUCUGCAAGCAUCCUGGAGCGAAACUCACAACCAAACGCGCAAUUACGAGGCUGUAGCCAAGUAUCUCAGUAUUCUCGGUGACAAAGACCCUCAUUUGUCUAUUCUAGAGAUCGAUGCUGGGAGUGGAGAGCUAUCCUCACUUAUGCUCCAGGCCCUCAAUGAAGGCGCCAGUACAUCUGCCCGAUUCAAGCGGUACACCUACACGGACCCUAACGAUGACGUCCUUGAAGCGGCCAGGGAAAAGCUCUCUGAGUGGGCAGGCCUGAUUAAAUUCAAGCAAUUUGAUGUCGAGGGAUCGGAUAUCCAAGAGCAGGGACUGGAGCCGGGGAGCUACGACGUCGUCGUUCUGAGACGUGGUCUCAAUCUCAAUCAUGCCAAGUCGAAGGGCCAAGUGCUUAAGAACGUUCGCAGACUUCUCAGGGACGGGGGAAGGCUCGUGUUUGUUGAUAAGAUCCAUGGGGAUCAGAGCCUUGCCCAAUCUAUGGUUCUCGGUACACUCGUAACCUGGUGGGAAAAGGAGGUAGAAGGUAAACGCUCUAGACAUGCAUUCACGGAAGAAGAGUGGCAUCAUACAUUGCGGAACGGUCAGUUUUCAGGGCUCGAUGUGUGCCUUCACGAUCCGUGGAGAAACGCAGGCUACGUAUCCUCCGUGAUGAUAACAAGGGCUGUAGGAGGAGAGCUCUCCGCAGUGUCUAGCCCGGAGAUACUCCUCAUCGUCGAGGAUGGGGACUGCGGCGUUGCUAUCAAUCUCCUCGUCCAGUACUUGGAAGGGAUUAACAUGACUGUGAAGAUCUCAACACUGGCCCAGGCUGAUCCACUGGGCCGCACCUGUAUCGUCCUCAGUGGCCUCCGCAUGCCCAUCUUCGAAGGACCAGAGGCUCCAUUAUUCGAACUCGUCAAAUCAAUCUUCCUCCGAAGCAAGGGCGUCCUGUGGGUGACCAGAGGAGGGUCAGGCCCAGCUGUCGUUAAUCCCAAUGCCGGCCUCGUUACAGGAUUUGCGCGGGCUGCCCGUGCAGAAACGGACGGAAGUAGCAUUCUGACGCUGGAUUUAGAUGGACAACAGGCCCUAUCCAGUGAACAAGCUGCCGAAACUAUAUUUUCUCUUUUCCGGAAUCGUCUGGCUGGAAGUGCGUCUACGAUCCCGCAGGAUGUGGAGUACAUUGAAAGAGAUGGCGUUCUCCAUAUCCCACGGGUAGUUGAAAACGACGAGGUGAAUGGACGCUUACUCUCAGUCCUCCAACCGGCUUCACCCAUUGACCAGCCUUUUUACGAGCCUAGCCGUAAGCUCCGGGCUGUUAUUGGUACCCCUGGGCAAUUCAGCUCUGUUCAUUUUGUUGACGACACGGCACUGGCGGAAACUCCAGAAGACUACGUGCGAAUCCAGGUCAAAGCAUCCGGGCUCAAUAAGAGGGAUCUUCGUCUGGUAAAGGGUCACGGUCAAGGCCAAUAUGCAUUGGGUGCAGAAUGCAGCGGUGUGGUUCUCGAAGUGGGCAAGUUGGUUGUCGAUUUCUCGCCAGGUGAUAGAGUAUCAUGCUUGGGCUCGGGGACCAUCACGAACUACUACCAGGAUAAGGCGUCUUCCUUCCAGAAGAUACCGGAUGACAUGACAUUUGAGCAAGCAUCUGCCCUUCCUCUGGCAUACUCCACCGCGUAUCACGUUGUGUACAACUUGGCUCGGAUCACUAGGUCAGACAAGGUCUUGAUACACGAUAUUGCUGGAUCCACGGGACAGGCGAUUGUUGAAUUCUGCAAACUGAUCGGAGCAGAUAUAUUUGGAACCGUCGACAACACUUCCCAGAAGGAGUACAUUACCCGGCAUUUCAACAUCCCGGAUAGUCAUCUCUUCAUCCAUCAUAAACGGGACUUUGCCAAAGAGAUCAUGUGGGUAACCAGCAACAGGGGUAUUGAAGUAAUAGUCAACUCCCUUGCAGAGGAUAUAGAAACAUUGAGUCUAUCAUGGAACUGCAUCGCCCCCUAUGGCCGGUUCAUUGAUCUUAAUGCAGGCCACCAGAUGACGGAUAAUAGUCGUCUUGAAAUGGCUAACUUUUCCAAAGACGCCCUAUUUGCCUCUUUUGACCUGUUCAACCUACUGAAGAACAGAAGGCAUCUCGCACACAAAUUAUGGGCUGAUGUUAUGUGUUUGGUUCGCGCAAAAGCUAUUAGGGGUCCUUCCUCUCUCCUAGUUCACAAGUUUUCCGAUAUGCAGACUGCUCUGACUGAGAUGGAAGGAGGGGCAAGCAUUGGUAAAGCGGUUGUUUAUGGUGAGCCUGGAAUUGCUGUCAAGGCUCUCGCCAAAGACAAAAGCAAUGAGCUUCUCAGGCCAGAUGCAUCGUAUCUCCUCGUCGGUGGUCUGGGUGGUAUUGGGCGAGCUACAGCUUCGUGGAUGAUUGAUCACGGUGCCCGGUUCCUCAUCUUUGCGAAUCGAAGCGGACUGUCCAGGGAGGAAUCAAAAGAGACUGUAAGACAACUAGAGGCGAAUGGAGUCAAGGUUGCCGCCUACAGCUGUGAUAUCAGCAAGGAGGACCAUGUCUCCACGAUGAUGGCCAAGGCAGCCCAGGAGAUGCCACCAAUUCGGGGUGUCAUCCAAGCAGCCAUGGUGCUGAGAGAUAAUUUGAUUGAGAAACUGUCAGUGGAGGACUAUUCAGCCGCUGUAUCCCCCAAAUUCCUCGGGACGUGGAAUUUGCACAAUCAUCUACCCAAAGAUAUGGACUUUUUCGUGAUGUUAUCAUCUGUCAGUGGAGUAAUCGGCAAUGCCACACAAGCUGCGUACGCAGCAGGUAAUACCUUCAUGGACGGCUUCGCAGCUUUCCGCAAUCACUUGGGCCUACCUGCCGUCACUUUAGAUCUCGGCGUGAUCGUGGGCGUUGGCUAUCUGUCUGAGAACAAAGAACUUCUUGCAGCCAUGGAAAGACAGGGGUUCGAAGGCACAGAUGAACGUACGCUGAUGGCUCUCAUCCAAACUGCCAUCGCACAACCGCGCCGCGAAGGCGUCCAGGCACAGAUCGUGACGGGUCUGGGAAGGUGGAAGGAAGGCCAGUCGCUUGGAAAUUUCGACCAGUCACUCUUCGCUCAUUUCCGGAGACAGUCUCUCCGAGAUGGUAAGGCAGACGGUGACGAAGGAGAUGCCGCUGAUCGGCUUCAAGAGGGUCUUCGUGCCAGUAAGACGGUGGAUGAGGCGGCAGGUAUCAUCUGUGCGGCGUUGAUUGACAAGAUUGCCUCACGGCUUGGAACCCCCGCUGAGAAUAUCAACUCGUCUAAGGCGCUGUCGGAGUAUGGUGUUGACUCUCUGGUUGCCGUCGAGAUACGCACUUGGAUUGCCAAGGAGAUGGGGAGCACCAUACCGAUUCUCGAGCUGCUGGCGAGUGCUUCGUUCCUGCAGCUGUCGACGAAGAUUGCAACAAGGUCAACAUUGGUGAAGCUAGAAGUAUCUGUUUGA
Messenger RNA from Monascus purpureus, 7986 nucleotides. The record is from the annotation of a GenBank genome assembly. Lineage: Eukaryota; Fungi; Ascomycota; Eurotiomycetes; Eurotiales; Aspergillaceae.